AUGGCAGAAUCCGUUUCCAUCAUCGGCGCCAUCAGCGCGCUGGGCGGCAUUAUCGGCACGGCCGUGCAGGCGGCGAAGAGCCUGAUCGGCUUGAUCGAGCAACGGGAGGACUCAGACGUGAUACUACUCGAAGCUAUGCACGUAGCUGACGAUGUUAAAAGACGCGCGCAAGGGGCUCCGAGCGUAGCUCGGAAGCCUGGAGCCGGGCAAGGGCACCGGCGAAGUCUCAAUGUUCGGAUUGAGGCAGGGUCUGGAGUAGCAGGACCAACCCGGACAAGAAACGAUGCUUUCUCUAAAAGAUUCGCCGGUAAAAGACAAUGGAGAUUUGCUUCUCCGUGA
Molecule: messenger RNA, 339 nt
Organism: Truncatella angustata
Lineage: Eukaryota; Fungi; Ascomycota; Sordariomycetes; Amphisphaeriales; Sporocadaceae
Exons: 1
Coding region: 1-339 (112 amino acids)
Source: RefSeq, a predicted model, not a curated record